AGAGAGAGAGAGAGAGAAAAGGGGAGGGAGUGAGAGAGAAACUUAUAGCUAUCCUCUUUGCUGUCAAAAGAGACUGAUGAACAUACACAAAUCCCUCCUCUACUCUUUUUCCUCCAUCUAUCAGUCUGUUUGGACCAGCACUCCAUCUAUCUGUCUGUUUGGACCAGCACUCCAUCUAUCUGUCUGUUUGGACCAGCACUCCCAUCUAUCUGUCUGUUUGGACCAGCACUCCAUCUAUCUGUCUGUUUGGACCAGCACUCCAUCUAUCUGUCUGUUUGGACCAGCACUCCCAUCUAUCUGUCUGUUUGGACCAGCACUCCAUCUCUCUGUCUGUCUGCCCGUCUGCCAGCACGACAUUAGAGUGGGUGCAUUCGCAUGAUCAUUCCUAAGAGCAGAAGACCAGAAAUCUCCUCGGCCAACCAGAACCUUAGGUCCUCAUCCAGCCCAGCGCCCUGAUAGGCUACCGGUGGAAGAAGUGGAAUUCCCAGUUUGGCAUUCCCAAUUUUCCUGUCCUCUACCAGGUGGUGUGUGAUAUUCCCUAGCCAAACGGCCUGAGAUAGGGGCUGUCUUGGAUACCACAGGCCUUCUGGGUACUCCUCUCCUCUCCAUUACCAUGGCUACCAACAGGGAACGGCAGGUGGGUCAGGUGGGUCACAUGACAGGGUUCCCACCUGCUGUCUACCCAUUUGCCUUCAACUCCAUGCGGAACCACUCCUCCUUUGACCUGCUGGCCAAUAGCAGCCUGUUUGGGAGAUUCAGCACCGACCUCCCUAAAGAGAUGGCUGCACUGUCGGUGGAGACCCAGAGCACCAGCUCAGAGGAGAUGGUCCCCAGCUCUCCCUCUCCGCCUCCCCCGCCACGCAUCUACAAGCCCUGCUUCGUGUGCCAGGACAAGUCCUCCGGCUAUCACUACGGGGUCAGCUCCUGUGAGGGCUGCAAGGGCUUCUUCCGACGCAGCAUCCAGAAGAACAUGGUGUACACCUGUCACCGGGACAAGAACUGCCAGAUCAACAAGGUCACCAGGAACCGCUGCCAGUACUGCCGACUGCAGAAGUGCUUCGAGGUCGGCAUGUCCAAGGAAGGUGAGAGACCAGUGCGCAACGACAGGAACAAGAAGAAGAAGGACGUGAAGGAGGAGUUGGUGCCGCCGGAGAGCUAUGAGCUGAGUGGAGAACUGGAGGAGCUGGUCAACAAAGUCAGCAAGGCCCACCAAGACACCUUCCCCUCACUGCUGCAGCUGGGCAAAUACCACACCGUAAGAGUCUCACACAUUUGGAACUCCAGUGCAGAGCAGCGCGUGCAGCUGGACCUGGGGCUGUGGGAUAAGUUCAGUGAGCUCUCCACCAAGUGCAUCAUCAAGAUCGUGGAGUUUGCCAAGCGCCUCCCCGGCUUCACCACCCUCACCAUCGCUGACCAGAUCACCCUCCUCAAGUCAGCCUGCCUGGACAUCCUGAUGUUGAGGAUCUGCACGCGCUACACCCCAGAGCAGGACACCAUGACUUUCUCCGAUGGGCUGACCCUGAACCGGACCCAGAUGCACAACGCAGGCUUCGGCCCGCUCACAGACCUGGUGUUUGCCUUCGCUGGCCAGCUGCUGCCUCUGGAGAUGGACGACACAGAGACUGGCCUCCUCAGCGCCAUCUCCCUCAUUUCUGGAGACCGUAUGGACCUGGAGGAGCCCCAGAAGGUGGACAAGCUGCAGGAGCCCCUGCUGGAGGCCCUGAAGAUCUACGCCCGUCGCAGACGCCCCAACAAACCACACAUGUUCCCCCGCAUGCUGAUGAAGAUCACUGACCUCAGAGGCAUCAGCACCAAGGGUGCCGAGAGGGCCCUCACUCUGAAGAUGGAGAUCCCAGGCCCCAUGCCUCCUCUGAUCAGGGAGAUGUUAGAGAACCCAGAGGCCUUCGAGGACCAGACAGAGAGCAGUGGAGAGAGCUCCCCACCGCCUGCCCCUCCACCCGCUCCACCAGCCUCCACCAAGCCCCCCGCCACCAUGAAGACUGAGGCCGAGGACGAGGAGGACAGCUGGGGGACAGAGAACGGCAGUGAGCCCUCCCCAGAGGAGGAAGAUGAGGAUGAUUAUGAUGAUGGGGAGGAAGAGGACAGGGGCUCGGACAGUGAGGGGGAAUCCUGGGCUCUGGAAAGUGGCAGCGAAGGGGAUAGGAAGAGCCGUGCCAGGAGGGCGCAGUGAGGAGGGGAGGCGAUCACACACAAAUACAGUCUGUGCACUCAAAUACACACACUAACUGACGUAAUCAUACACAUGCACACACACACACACACACACACACACACACACACACACAGACACACAGAUACACAUACACCCACCUUAACCCUUCCAAUGCUGGCCCUCGCUCGCUUUCCUCUGUAUCCUCUCCAUCUCCCUACUGCACAUCAGUCUCUCCAAGCAGGACAUGACAGGACAGCAGAGACGUACACCUAACUGUACAGACACUAUAACUCAGGUUCUCUGACUCACAGGUUCCUGAUAAGUAGCAUGCAGACACGCAGAGAGACCUGCAGAGAUACUAUUAUAAAAGAGGGACGGAGAGAUGACAUGAUGCAACCGACUGGACUCGUGAGUCCUGAUAUAGAGAAGAGGGAAGAGGGCGUGAUGGCAACCGACUGGACUCGUGAGUCCUGAUAUAGAGAAGAGGGAAGAGGGCGUGAUGGCAACCGACUGGACUCGUGAGUCCUGAUAUAGAGAAGAGGGAAGAGGGCGUGAUGGCAAC
Messenger RNA from Oncorhynchus tshawytscha (Chinook salmon), 2735 nucleotides. RefSeq names its product retinoic acid receptor gamma-A. Gene Ontology annotation, molecular function: nuclear glucocorticoid receptor binding; zinc ion binding; nuclear receptor activity. Bases 614 to 2191 code for a protein of 525 amino acids. Gene Ontology annotation, cellular component: transcription regulator complex; nucleus. NCBI's taxonomy places the organism in Eukaryota, Metazoa, Chordata, Actinopteri, Salmoniformes, Salmonidae. The record is from RefSeq and is a predicted model, not a curated record. Gene Ontology annotation, biological process: cellular response to corticotropin-releasing hormone stimulus; retinoic acid receptor signaling pathway; regulation of transcription by RNA polymerase II. The transcript is spliced from 9 exons.